Messenger RNA from Branchiostoma floridae (Florida lancelet), 773 nucleotides. RefSeq lists its product as uncharacterized. The transcript is spliced from 2 exons. Bases 132 to 575 code for a protein of 147 amino acids. Lineage: Eukaryota; Metazoa; Chordata; Leptocardii; Amphioxiformes; Branchiostomatidae. The record is from RefSeq and is a predicted model, not a curated record.
ACGUCACAAGGAUGCAUACACGGCUUUUAUAAAGAAAGGGACCGAAGCUUUAGCUCAGAACCUCUGCUAGAGAAGCUCUAUCCACAGCUGCAUAGAGACGCAUAGCUGGUAUUGGUGGCUCAGUAGUUAACAUGUACAGUGAAAUGUCCCGGAUACUAGCCGUGCUGUUGGCGGUCCUGGUGACCACGGCAGCGACGGCCAACCUUCCGUCUCCCCACCGCCUGGCCCGCCGCUCCGCCCCGUCCGAGGACGAGGUCCGCAUGCAGAGACGAGCUAACCUACUGGCGCUCCUGGAAGACGACGACAACGAAACUCGCGAACCCUCUGAGGCUCAAGGCGCGGGACUCUCAAAGGAGGAAGCUGAGGCAUUGGUGAAGUACCUGCAGGAACCGGUAGGGGGCCUUCGGCGACCGGCUGUUAAUGUGUACAGGCCUGACGUGGAGGAGGUGGAGCGGGAGAAGAAGACCACCCGGCUGCUGUCCUGGGCAGCUGAGAUGCUCCGCAUGAUGUCGACCAAGGGAGGUUUUCAGUUCCGCUUCGGGAAGAGGGAAGCGGCCGAGGGAAAGGAACGCUAAUGUUACAUUUACCAUUGUUUGUUCAAGGUACAGAUUAGGAAUAAUGGAGGGCAUAACUUGCCAGGAUGUAGCUUUAAUCAAGAAAGCUUUUGUCUGCAUUGUACAACAGUACAAUGGUGUCCAGAUGAAAUUCAACCCUAAGAGGGAUAGGUUACAAGGAAGCUGUGACCAAUAAAACACCCGGAAUGAUAGUGAAAA